AUGUCUGCUUUACCAGAAGAAGUCAAUAGCACGUUGCUUCAGAUCGUGCAAGCAUUUGCUUCUCCGGACAACCAGAUACGUUCAGUUGCUGAAAAGGCUCUUAGUGAGGAAUGGAUUACCGAGAAUAAUAUCGAAUACCUUUUAACUUUUUUGGCUGAACAAGCCGCCUUCUCCCAAGACACUACUGUCGCAGCAUUGUCUGCUGUUCUGUUUAGAAAAUUAGCGUUGAAAGCUCCUCCUUCUUCAAAGCUUAUGAUUAUGUCCAAGAAUAUAACACACAUUAGAAAAGAAGUUCUGGUACAAAUACGUUCCUCCUUGUUAAAAGGGUUUUUGUCAGAAAGGGCUGACUCAAUUAGGCAUAAAUUAUCUGAUGCAAUUGCCGAAUGUGUUCAAGAUGAUUUACCUUCGUGGCCAGAGCUAUUACAAGCUUUAAUAGAAUCUUUAAAGAGUGGAAAUCCAAAUUUCAGAGAAUCGAGUUUCAGAAUCUUGACGACGGUACCUUAUCUAAUUACAGCCGUUGACACUAACAGCAUUUUACCAAUUUUUCAGUCGGGCUUCACUGAUGCAAGUGAUAAUGUCAAAAUUUCUGCUGUUACUGCAUUUGUAGGCUACUUCAAACAGCUGCCAAAAUGUGAAUGGUCAAAAUUAGGUGUUUUAUUGCCAAGUCUUUUGAAUAGUUUACCAAGAUUUCUAGAUGAUGGUAAGGAUGAUGCCCUUGCCUCGGUUUUUGAAUCAUUGAUUGAGUUGGUGGAAUUGGCACCAAAAUUGUUUAAGGAUAUGUUUGACCAAAUAAUACAAUUUACUGACAUUGUCAUAAAAAACAAAGAUUUAGAGCCUCCGGCAAGAACUACUGCGCUGGAACUAUUAACGGUAUUUAGCGAGAAUGCUCCUCAAAUGUGCAAAUUGAAUCAAAAUUAUGGACAAACUUUGGUGAUGGACACUUUAAUCAUGAUGACAGAGGUGUCCAUAGAUGACGAUGAUGCAGCAGAAUGGAUAGAAUCCGAUGACACCGACGAUGAAGAGGAAGUUACAUAUGAUCAUGCUCGUCAAGCUCUUGAUCGUGUUGCUUUAAAACUGGGCGGCGAAUAUCUGGCUGCACCCUUGUUUCAAUAUUUACAGCAAAUGAUUACAUCAACCGAAUGGAGGGAAAGAUUUGCGGCUAUGAUGGCUCUUUCCUCUGCUGCUGAAGGUUGUGCUGACGUAUUAAUAGGUGAAAUCCCAAAGAUCUUAGAUAUUGUGAUUCCCUUAAUUAACGAUUCUCAUCCAAGAGUUCAAUACGGAUGUUGUAAUGUUUUGGGCCAAAUAUCUACCGAUUUUUCACCUUUCAUUCAAAGAACUGCACAUGAUAAAAUUUUGCCCGCCUUGAUAUCUAAAUUAACAUCAGAAUGCACUUCGAGAGUUCAAACCCAUGCUGCGGCAGCUCUCGUCAACUUUUCUGAAUUUGCCUCUAAGGAUAUCCUUGAACCUUACUUAGACAGUCUUUUGACGAAUCUGUUGGUUCUUUUACAAAGUAACAAGCUUUACGUGCAAGAACAGGCCUUAACAACUAUUGCAUUUAUCGCCGAAGCAGCAAAGAAUAAAUUUAUCAAGUACUAUGAUACUUUAAUGCCCUUAUUAUUGAACGUUUUGAAAGUAGACAACAAAGACAAUAGCGUUUUGAAAGGUAAAUGCAUGGAAUGUGCCACUCUGAUUGGUUUCGCUGUUGGUAAGGAGAAAUUUCAUGAACAUUCUCAAGAGCUUAUCUCAAUCUUGGUUGCUUUACAGAACUCAGAUAUCGACGAAGAUGAUGCACUCAGAUCAUAUUUAGAGCAAAGUUGGAGCAGAAUUUGUCGAAUCCUUGGGGAAGAUUUUGUUCCUUUGCUACCGAUCGUUAUCCCACCUUUGUUAAUCACUGCCAAAGCAACACAGGACGUCGGACUAAUUGAAGAAGAGGAGGCUGCAAAUUUUCAGCAAUAUCCAGAUUGGGAUGUUGUUCAAGUUCAAGGUAAACACAUUGCUAUUCAUACAUCUGUUCUCGACGAUAAGGUGUCUGCAAUGGAGCUAUUGCAAAGCUACGCGACACUUUUACGCGGCCAGUUUGCUGUAUAUGUUAAGGAAGUAAUGGAGGAGAUAGCUUUACCAUCGCUUGACUUUUACUUACACGAUGGUGUUCGUGCUGCAGGUGCAACGUUGAUUCCUAUUCUAUUGUCCUGUUUACUUGCGGCAACUGGUACCCAAAAUGAGGAGUUAGUACUAUUAUGGCAUAAGGCUUCCUCGAAAAUAAUUGGUGGGUUAAUGUCGGAACCAAUGCCGGAAAUUACACAAGUCUACCACAACUCUCUAGUAAAUGGCAUCAAAGUGAUGGGCGAAAAUUGCCUAAGCGAAGAUCAACUAGCAGGAUUUACUAAGGGUGUUUCUGCAAACUUAACGGACACUUAUGAAAGAAUGCAGGAUCGCCAUGGCGAUGGAGAUGAAUAUAAUGAAAACAUCGAUGAGGAGGAAGACUUUACGGACGAAGACCUCCUCGAUGAAAUCAACAAAUCUAUCGCUGCAGUCUUGAAAACCACAAGCGGUCAUUAUCUAAAGCAUUUGGAAAAUAUAUGGUCCAUGAUAAACACUUUCCUGUUAGAUAAUGAGCCAAUUUUAGUCAUAUUUGCAUUAGUGGUAAUUGGUGAUCUGAUUCAAUACGGAGGUGAGCAAACCGCUAGUAUGAAGAGUGCGUUUAUUCCAAGAGUGACUGAAUGUCUUGUUUCUUCAGACGCUCGCAUUCGCCAAGCUGCUUCUUAUAUAAUCGGUGUUUGUGCACAAUAUGCUCCAUCUACAUAUGUUGACGUUUGCAUACCGACUUUAGAUACACUUGUUCAGAUCGUUGACUUUCCGGGCUCUAAGCUGGAAGAAAAUCGUUCCUCUACUGAGAAUGCCAGCGCAGCCAUUGCCAAAAUUCUAUAUGCAUACAACUCCAACAUCCCCAAUGUAGACACAUACACAGCGAACUGGUUUAAAACGUUGCCAACGAUUGCUGAUAAAGAGGCUGCUUCAUUCAACUAUCAAUUUUUGGGUCAUUUAAUCGAAAAUAACUCGCCGAUUGUAUGCACACAAUCCAAUAUCGCUACGGUAGUUGAUUCAGUUAUACAAGCUUUAAAUGAGAGAAGUUUAACUGAAAGGGAGAGUCAAACUGUGAUAAGUUCAGUCAAGAAAUUGUUAGGAUUUUUGCCUUCUAAUGAUGCUUUGGCAAUUUUCAACAGAUAUCCAGCAGAUAUUAUGGAAAAAGUACAUAAAUGGUUUGCAUAA
Saccharomyces kudriavzevii IFO 1802 is the source of this 3270-nucleotide messenger RNA. It is a transcript of the gene PSE1, whose product is annotated as importin PSE1. Gene Ontology annotation, biological process: protein import into nucleus. The record is from RefSeq and is a predicted model, not a curated record. Gene Ontology annotation, molecular function: nuclear import signal receptor activity. The coding region runs from base 1 to 3270 and encodes 1089 amino acids. Gene Ontology annotation, cellular component: nucleus; cytoplasm. NCBI's taxonomy places the organism in Eukaryota, Fungi, Ascomycota, Saccharomycetes, Saccharomycetales, Saccharomycetaceae. The transcript has a single exon.